AUGGGCGUGGUUUCCAUGAGGGGGCGUGGCCAGAGCCGCCAUGUUCACCCGGGGUCCCGGCGGCGGCGAUCGCAGCGAGACGCCGAGGACCCCGAGCGGGGCUGUCCGUGCCGCGCCUGCCGGGAGCUGUGCCCGGGAUUCCAGGAGCACCCAUGGAGGAAGAUCUGCCAGCAUGCAAGUGUCCCGUGGGGAGCACGUGGUGGGGGGGUUCCCCCGCGGCUGCAGCGGCUCCUGGCCCGGCUGCUCCCCGAGCUGCAGCCCCCCAGCUCUGAGGGUCCGGGGGGCUCAGCUCAGGAGUUCGCCUGCCCCCCCGGCCUCAGCCCUGAACAGGUACCCCAGCUAUUUCCGGUGCCUCCCCCCGCGCAGGUUCCGCGCCUGCGCAGCCCCGGGGAGCGGCACCGGCUGCGGGAGCUGCUGCGGCAGCUCCCCCACGACCUGGAGCCCCAGUUCUGCCAUGAUCUGGACGAGCAGGAGCCGGAGCUGCAGCUCUUCGCCCGGCGCCGCAAACGCGAAAAUCUGGGGCAGGGAAGUGUCCGGGCCCUGGGCGGGGCCGGGGCCGUGUGCCAGCAGUGCGGUGGCCCGAUCCCCGGCGGCUCCCUGGCCGUGUUCGCGGCGCGGGCGGGGCUGGGGCUGUGCUGGCACCCGCAGUGCUUCCAGUGCCACCAGUGCCACCAACCGCUCGUGGACCUGCUCUACUUCUGCCCCGGGGGGCGCGGGGGGCUGCUCUGCGGGAGGCACCACGGGGACAGCGUGCGACACCGCUGUCCGGGCUGCGACGAGCUGAUUUUCGGGGGUGGCUGGGCCGAGGCCGGGGGGCGCCGCUGGCACCUUCGCCACCUGCGGUGCCUGGAGUGCGAGGGGCCCCUGGAGCCCCAGAACCUGCCCAGGGCGGGGGCUGGGACCCCCCUGUGCCCCCCCUGCCGUGCCCUGCGCGCCCACCUGUGUGACACCUGCGGGGACCCCAUCGAGGCGCUGUCCCCCCAUGUCACCCACAGGGGGCAGCACUGGCACCCCCUCCCCGGCUGUUUCCGCUGCGCCCCCUGUGGCCGCCCCCUGCUGGGGCUGCCCUUCCUGCCCCGGGGGGGGGAGAUCUUCUGCUCCCCCCAGUGCGCCCCGGGACCCCAACCCCCGCAGGGACCCCAGAGGAGAUCCUGGGGAGGGGGAAACACAGUGUCCCAGCCCCCGUCCCGUCACCGUCGCCGCUCGCUGCCGGAGCUCGGGCUCAGCGCCCGCCCCUCCCCCCCCGCUCCGCCCCCCCGGGGCCCCCCCGGAGCCUCCCCCAGCGCCAGAGCCCCGGCCCCGCUCCCGGGGCUGCCGCCUGGCCUGACCUCUGACCUCUGA
Messenger RNA from Catharus ustulatus (Swainson's thrush), 1341 nucleotides. It is a transcript of the gene PRICKLE3, whose product is annotated as prickle planar cell polarity protein 3. The record is from RefSeq and is a predicted model, not a curated record. Gene Ontology annotation, molecular function: zinc ion binding. NCBI's taxonomy places the organism in Eukaryota, Metazoa, Chordata, Aves, Passeriformes, Turdidae.